Balaenoptera acutorostrata (minke whale) is the source of this 1015-nucleotide messenger RNA. It is a transcript of the gene GPX4, whose product is annotated as glutathione peroxidase 4. Gene Ontology annotation, molecular function: glutathione peroxidase activity. The record is from RefSeq and is a predicted model, not a curated record. The transcript is spliced from 7 exons. Gene Ontology annotation, biological process: response to oxidative stress. Lineage: Eukaryota; Metazoa; Chordata; Mammalia; Artiodactyla; Balaenopteridae.
CGGUGGCGUCACAGAGGAGCGGCCCAGCGCCCUUGGCUACCGGCCCUUUGUCCCCCGGGCGCGGCGCUCGGUGGGCACAGGUGCGGCCGCAGACAGGGGGGCAUGGGCCGCGCAGCCGCCGGCUCCCCGGGUCGUCGCAGGCAGCGGCGCCGGUUGCUGGCCGGGCGGCGGCGCCGAGCCUCCCGGGGGCGGCGGCACCGCCGAGCCCCCCGGAGGCGGAGGGUUCGAGCGUGCUGUCGCAGGAGGGCGCGCCCCCGGCUUCCGCCGACUACCAAGAGCCCUGGGCAGUGCGCGUCCCGCGACGACUGGCGCUGUGCUCGCUCCAUGCACGAAUUCUCAGCUAAGGACAUCGAUGGGCGCAUGGUUAACCUGGACAAGUACCGGGGCUACGUGUGCAUCGUCACCAAUGUGGCCUCGCAAUGAGGCAAGACAGAGGUAAACUACACUCAGCUGGUCGACCUGCACGCCCGAUUCGCUGAGCGUGGUUUACGGAUCCUGGCCUUCCCUUGCAACCAGUUUGGGAAGCAGGAGCCAGGGAGUAACGCCGAGAUCAAAGAGUUCGCUGCCGGCUAUAACGUCAAAUUCGACAUGUUCAGCAAGAUCUGUGUGAAUGGGGAUGAUGCCCACCCACUGUGGAAGUGGAUGAAAGUCCAGCCCAAGGGGAGGGGCAUGCUGGGAAAUGCCAUCAAAUGGAACUUCACCAAGUUCCUCAUUGACAAGAACGGCUGUGUGGUGAAGCGGUACGGUCCCAUGGAAGAGCCCCUGGUGAUAGAGAAGGAUCUGCCGUGCUACCUCUAGCUCCACAAGUGUGCUCCCCCAACCCGAGCCUGCCGCCUGUGCCCCUCGGAGCCUUCCACCCGGCGUCCAUGAUGGUCUGCCUGAAAACCAGCCCCUGGUGGGGCAGACCUGAGAACCUGGCGUGCAACCCUGCCGGAGGAAGGUCCCUCGGCCCGGCUAACGGCUCGGCAACCCCACCCCCUGCUGCCUUGUGGGAAUAAAACACAAUACAAAUUGA